CUCUUCUCGAUAGUGUUUAUCUUUUGCUAUAUAAAACGAAGCUGACACUUAAGUGUUUAUCAGAUAUUGUCUACCCUUCAAAAAAAAGUUGAUCACAUUAACCCACACAUAUAAUAUUAGCUCAAUAUGCCUAGAAGAGGAGGAGCCUUUCUAGCUGGCGCAGCCAUCGGCCGCCGUCGUGCAGGUUCUGGCUCAUCAUCAUCUGACGAUGGGGGUCGACGCCGCCCAGUGGCAAAGGCAGCUGUUGCGGGUGCUAUUAUCGGUGGUAGACGUGGGGGCCGUCGCAAUUCGGGGUCUGGUUCAGACUCUGAUAGAGACGACGAAGGACCUCAAACGUAUUGCAUGCGAGAGAAGCUGUUGUUGAACAUUGGUGACGAUUUCAAUAUCAACAAAAUGUCUCGCAGACGUGGCCGUGGUAAGCCCGCUUACAUUGCCAACAACAAGGUUAUGCGCGUCAGAGAGACAUUCCAGUUGCAGAAUUUAAGCAGAGAUACCCUUUAUCAGAUUCAAGAGCGUAAGGCACGUGUGCGCGAUUCCAUGGCUAUUGAGGAUCACCACGGUGAUAAGGUUGCGGAGAUCAAGAAGCGUGCUAUCGGCAUUGUGCGUGAGAAUUUCGUUGUUAAGAUCAGAGGAGAGACCGACUGGCAGAUCCACGGAUCCAUUCUUGAGCACAACUUCACCGUCUCGGAACACGGCCGUGAGAUAAUUAAGGUGCACAAGGCCUAUAUUGCUCCCAUCGCCGAACACUACUACAUUGAUAUCUCUGAGGGUGUCGAUACAGGUCUAGCGCUCUGUGUGGUGGUUGCUCUUGAGAGCAUGUCCGAGGACUAGUCAGAACUCUUCAACACUUCUACCUUGCUCUAUUGUAAUAAAUAGUGUAUCUGCCCAUAUGACUGGAAUUCACUGACAUGGCCUGCAUUGUUCUCAAACCACUGGAAAGUUUAUGAGACCGCUAAGUUUUGUGCAAGUAAAGUAUUGGUUCAUGAAAA
This is a messenger RNA of Sphaeroforma arctica JP610, 989 nucleotides long. RefSeq lists its product as hypothetical. NCBI's taxonomy places the organism in Eukaryota, Ichthyosporea, Ichthyophonida. Bases 127 to 831 code for a protein of 234 amino acids. The record is from RefSeq and is a predicted model, not a curated record. The transcript has a single exon.